GGGAAGGCGGAAGCGGGUCCCGGCCCCGUGUGCCGGGUCCGGAGGGGCCAUGGCCGGGGCCGGCUGGGCCCCGCCGCGCCUGGACGAGUUCAUCCUUACCGAGCGCCUUGGCUCCGGCACCUACGCCACCGUCUAUAAGGCCUUCAGGAAGAGGGACGUUCGUGAAGUGGUAGCCAUCAAGUGUGUGAGCAGGAGGAGUCUGAACCGGGCGUCCGUGGAGAACCUGCUGACAGAGAUCGAGAUCCUCAAGAACAUCCGCCACCCGCACAUCGUGGAGCUCAAGGACUUCCAGUGGGACAGCGACCACAUCUAUCUGAUCAUGGAGUUCUGUGCUGGGGGCGACCUCUCCCGCUUCAUCCGGAUGCGCAGGAUCCUCCCUGAGAAGGUGGCACGCAUCUUCCUGCAGCAGCUCGCCUGCGCCCUGAAGUUCCUCCACGACCGCAACAUCUCCCACCUGGACCUCAAGCCACAGAACAUCCUCCUGAGCGCGCCGGAGAACCCCCAGCUGAAGCUGGCAGAUUUUGGCUUUGCGCAGUACAUGUCGCCAUGGGAUGAGCAGCGUGUCCUGCGGGGCUCCCCCCUCUACAUGGCCCCUGAGAUGGUGUGUCGCCAGCAGUACGAUGCCCGCGCGGACCUGUGGUCGGUGGGCGUCAUCCUUUACGAAGCACUUUUUGGGGAGCCACCCUUUGCUUCUCACUCCUUCGCCGAGCUGGAGGAGAAGAUUCGCAGUGACUGGGUUGUGAAGCUUCCCAGCCGACCCCAGCUCUCCCCAGAAUGCCGGGAUCUCUUGGGACAACUCUUGGAGAGGGACCCUCUGAAGCGCAUCUCCUUCGAGCGCUUCUUUGCCCACCCCUUUGUGGACAUGGAGCAUGUCCCAGGCCCUGAGAGCCUGGGCAAGGCGACUGACCUGGUGGUGGAGGCAGUGAGGAAGGAUCAAGAGGGGGAUGCCAACGCUGCCCUCUCCCUCUACUGCAAAGCCCUGGAGUAUUUCGUGCCAGCACUGCACUAUGAAAGCGAUGCACGGCGGAGAGAAGCCAUCCGGGCCAAGAUGGGGCAGUACAUCUCCCGAGCAGAGGAGCUGAAGGCUUUGGUCAACUCCAGCAACAAGAACCUACUGGAGAAAGGAAAUCCAGCUAGAGAGCUCCUUAAAGAGAUGGCCAAGGACAAGCCUCGGCUCUGUGCAGCGCUGGAAGUGGCUUCAGCUGCCAUGGCCAAGGAGGACGAAGGCGGGGAUGAUGGUGAUGCCCUGGAGCUGUACCAGCAGAGUCUGGGGGAGCUGCUGCUCCUCCUGGCUGCGGAGCCAGCAGGGCGGCGACGGGAGCUGCUCCAUGCGGAGAUCCAGAUGCUGAUGGCCCGAGCUGAGUACCUGAAGGAUCAGAUCAAGAUGCGGCAGGCACAGUCCGUGGGCAAGGAGGCGCUGGCAGAGCCCAUCCGGAGUGCCUGUACCUUGCAGUGAUUCCCAGGAGCCGGCCAGUGGAUGCUGCUCACUGCCCUGUGCAGAGAUGCCAUCGGAAAGACGAGGCUUCCGUCCCCACCGCAUCAGGGGCUCUGACAACCCCAAGAUCCAAACCAUAUUUCCGGCAAUCACUUGUCAGGGGUGCUGAGGUCCGCCUGUCCUGCAAAACGAGGGACUCAUCUCAAAAUCUUCUGUAUCUCAAGGGAAUGUAAUUUAUUGUCUUUAAUAAAUGCUAAUUUUGGUUUCU
Lepidothrix coronata (blue-crowned manakin) is the source of this 1703-nucleotide messenger RNA. RefSeq names its product unc-51 like kinase 3 (gene ULK3). The transcript has 17 exons. Lineage: Eukaryota; Metazoa; Chordata; Aves; Passeriformes; Pipridae. Gene Ontology annotation, molecular function: protein serine/threonine kinase activity; ATP binding. Bases 50 to 1456 code for a protein of 468 amino acids. The record is from RefSeq and is a predicted model, not a curated record. Gene Ontology annotation, biological process: autophagosome organization; peptidyl-serine phosphorylation; autophagy. Gene Ontology annotation, cellular component: cytoplasm; autophagosome.